Rana temporaria (common frog) is the source of this 1543-nucleotide messenger RNA. RefSeq names its product TRAF family member-associated NF-kappa-B activator-like. The transcript has 4 exons. Gene Ontology annotation, biological process: canonical NF-kappaB signal transduction. Lineage: Eukaryota; Metazoa; Chordata; Amphibia; Anura; Ranidae. The record is from RefSeq and is a predicted model, not a curated record. The coding region runs from base 327 to 1154 and encodes 275 amino acids.
UAACGCCUUUCAAUUAUGGGUCUUGAUGUUGGCCUUAACCACUGAUUCUGCAUGCAGCAGGACAGCGCGCUUCCUGUUUUUUGUGGGUUGUACGUUUCAUUUUCAGAAUAAUGAAGCUGGGAAUUUCCCCGUGCUGCAUAGCCAAUACUGUUACAUUAACAGGAACCAAAACAUAAGCACUGCUCUUCGGUUUAUUCAGAAAAACUUCUGAAAAGGCUUUUGCUUAGGACUCUUUUAACCUUAUUGAAUAGCUGUUGGAUGCUGUGCAGUUUUACUGAAGGUUGAAUGUUCACUGAAGUAUUUCUGACAGGUUACAGUCUCGGGAGAUGGCAUUGACAAUGGAAAGAGCAUUUUUUGAGCUUUACCAACAAUUCAAAGUGUUGCAAGCUGUAUGUUCACGACAAGCAGAACUUCUUCAAAGAUUGCUUUCAAAAGAUGCUCAUAUUGCUGAGAAGCCCAUGUCAAAACCAGUUCAAUGCUCUGAUGCUGAAGACCCCAUAUGUUCAAAAAGUCCUUUUUUUCGGCCGACAGGUAUGGAAGCUCUAUCAAUAGAAACGGCAAAAAACAUGACUGAAGAGCUGUAUCAGCCAUUGGAAACCAAAGACAAAUCAACCAUCUCAUUUGAUUGUGAUGUACAGUUCCCUACAAACAAAGACCAGUACCCCUUUCUAGCUAGUCAGGGUGACAAAUCAGGGCUUGCCACAUAUAUGUCAAAUACAGAUGUCAGCCUGGAUGAAACAGAGAUGAAUGGCAACUUUGCACUGUUCAUCAAAACAUAUGCACCAACAUUUCCCAAGGCGUCUGGUACUGGAGACAAAUCCAUCCCUGCAAUGUCUGAGAUGAACUUUUUACCAAUGGAUUCAAAUCCUAUUCUUAAUAUAGAUGAAGAAAUGUGUUUUUUGCAAUCAAAAGAACUAUCAAAGGGAAUCAUUCUGGAGCCACAAAUCAACAAUUUCAGUCAAAUAAAAGGCCCAGCCCAGUCCUCAUGGCACCCAGAUUGUCUAUCAGAAGAAUGUCACCUCAACCAUCAUGAUGACAAUACCUCAGACGUGGGCCUCAGCUCUCAGAUAUGUGAAUUCUGCCAGGCAGUGUUCCCGGCUGGAGCGGCAACUGAAGGAGAAUAUCUGCAGCACAUCACUGGACACGUAGAAUGACCUUCAUCACUGUGUGAUAUUUAUUGACCGAUUUCAGUGUUUACAUAUAGCAGUUUUAUGGGAUUAAACUGCCUUGUAUAUAAUUAUGGUCAGCUGUCAUUUCUCAGAGAAUCAGGUCCAGUCAAUACAUUUACCACCCCACAGUUGCCUGUAUACAAAAGUUCGGGAAUGAUUAUGUCAUCAUUGACCUAAUAUGGCUACAUGACCAUAUUGGGUCAUGACAAUGACCUAAUAUGACCCUAUUAGGUCAAUGAUUUCAUGACCUUUCCUGCCAUUUUGUGCAUGCGCAGUUGUGGGGCAGGGCUUCCCCUGCCUACUGCACAUGCCUGGCUUGGCACUGACAGCUGACUUUCAAGUUCAGCUGAACAUGGCAAAAAGAAUUCCGUCAA